Gossypium arboreum is the source of this 3090-nucleotide messenger RNA. RefSeq lists its product as uncharacterized. The transcript has a single exon. Lineage: Eukaryota; Viridiplantae; Streptophyta; Magnoliopsida; Malvales; Malvaceae. The record is from RefSeq and is a predicted model, not a curated record. Bases 520 to 2931 code for a protein of 803 amino acids.
CCACGUUUCCCUAAAAGAAAAUAAGAUUCCUCUUCCAAAGAUGACCCUUGUGUCCUUUCACUAAAUGAAUUUUUGGUUUAAAGGAAAAGCAUUUAUGUUUCGGCGAGCAAUCAUUUAAGGGCAUUGACUUGACUUGGUUAAAAAUCUACUCCUAAAAACCAACGAGUCUUUAAAAAUAUUUUACAAAAAUUUUCAGAAAAAUAAAGAAGUGGCCCGAGGAAGUUGCUGGACUGUUUCCCUCCUUGAUUAAUCUACCAAUAUUACCAUGUCAUUGUCAGUUUUCAAGGCAGCGUUUGGCUGUAACUUUGCUUAAAGUUUCUUCACUUUGUCCCUUUUGUUGACCUGAAUCAAGUCUUUGUUUUUUUGUUUCUCUUUACUCUUUUCCUUCUUGGAAUAUACAAGGGAACCUUCCCAGCUUCUCCUGCAGACUAGUUACUAAUUGGGUUGAGAGAUUCUUUUUUACCUGGUGUGUGUUUAUAUUCUUGUCCAGGCUCACUUUCUUGAGCUAAUGCCCUAGCCAUGUCUUCCACAGAUGACAAGCCACCUCCCUUAUCCAUUCAGGACAUAAACAAUAUCAUAACGAACCUGAAGAACCUCCUCACUAGCGAUUGUGCAGAGGCCGAAAUCACUGUCGCCACCAACACUGCGGCUAAUAGCCCGACUGGAAAUGAGCAAGAUGGCUCUAACCGUACUGGAAAUGAGCAAGAUGGCUCUAACCGUACUGGAAAUGAGCAAGAUGGGACCAACAAACAGGAUGGAGAUGCUAACCAGGCCCAGGAGACCAACGACAAAAAGAAGGAACCGCUGUACGAGCUGGGAAAACUAUGCAAAGAACUCGAUUAUAUGAUCAGGUCAUUCCAGAACCUGGAGAACUUAAAAAAUAGUCUAACAGAACCAUUCAAAACUCUUGAGGCCAAUGUCAACGACAUCGUGAGUGAUCUCGAAAAAGACGAGUUACGAAAACAGGUUCAGCACAAUCUACGUGUGUUCAGAAACAACAUCACCCGAGUCAAAAUCCUGAUCCUCUUGCAACUUCAGGCCGCCAGUAUAAAUUCCGAUGGUAAUCGUGCUUUGCAGACAACCUUUGCCACCGGCGAGGCCGGGGACUUGCCUUACCUCUAUCGUCAACCUAUAUUUGAAAAUAGCUAUUAUUUUAAAGAAAUUGAGGAAAAAUAUGAAAGCCUUGAUGACAGGCAGAAACUGUGCUUGCUGUGUUUCUCAAUUUUCCCUGAAAAUGCGGAGAUAAAGAAGAGGUUUUUGAGAUUUUGGUGGGUCGGAGAAAACUUAAUCCCCCAAAAUGGAAACGAUGAGAUGGGAGAUUUAAACGACACUCUCACCACGUUCGUGAAGAAGAGGCUAAUCGAGCCUGUUCUGAAAAAAAACAGAUUACAACCCAGAAGCUAUAAGGUGACCCCAAUUGUUCGUUCGUGCUUGAUCCAUUUUGCCAAGAAAGCGAGGUUCUUCGAUUAUGACCCGGAUGGAAAGCCCAUCAUGGAUUUUUCAUCUUGCAACAAGGCAUGUAUGGUGAAGUCAGAAAGAGCUACUGCUUCCUGGUUCGCUGAUUAUCUUAAAGGCAAUGACAAGGAUGGCAAUUCAGAAAAGCCUAAAGAGCAGCAGCAACAUCAGGAGCAAGGAAAGCUAUCUGCAGAUCUAGUAAAGCUGCAGAUGUUGUUCAAUUUUCUGAAUAAGGAGAAAUUGAUAAGUGCUAGUCAGCAAAUUGAUAAAUUGCAGACUUUGUUCAACUUGAGUAAGCAAUUUCCAGAUUUACCUACGGAGUGGUUUUCUAAGAUGACGGGCAUUAAAGUUCUUUAUUUGGGUAGAUGGGAAGCCACGGCUGGGCAAGCUCGCCAUAUUGAGGUGGAAGACAUUGAGUUCUUAAAAGGGUUCAAAAACAUGAAGAAUUUAAGGCUUCUUAGCCUUCAAGGUAUUUCCGGUAUCCCAAAGCUUCCCACCACUCUGUGCAAGCUUGAAAAUUUGAGGAUAUUAGAUCUAAGAGCAUGUCACGAUCUGGAGAAGCUACCAGAGAGGAUAGGGUCACUUAAGAAGUUGACUUACUUGGAUUUAUCAGAAUGCUAUCUGCUUGAUUACAUUCCCCAACAGCUGAAUAAACUAUCGGAACUUCAAGUCCUUAAAGGGUUUGUGAUUCUGGAUGCCAAAAACUCAUGCACACUUGAUGAUUUGUCGGAGUUAUCGAGUCUGAGAAAACUAAGCGUCAAUGUGAACACUACCAAGUUCAAUAUCGAUGAGGCAGGGGACGCUCUCGCUAAAUUUCAGAAACUUGAGAAGUUGAGGAUAGCGUGGGGAUGGGGGGGAAUGCCAGGAAAAGAGGAUUCUACGCUAGACAGUAGUAGCGAACAACAGCAAUCCAAGACCAAGAAGAAGCAGGCAAGUAGUAUUAGUAGUGCAGCAGCAAAAGCCUCGACUGAUAAAGUGAACAAGGGAGAGGAGAAAGGCAACCGGGAAAGGAGUGCAGUCGCAGCAGCAGGUGAAGCAAAUUCAAAGACCGCGAAGCUGGGAGGUGGUUUAAGAGGGACAGCCAACAUAGCUUUGAUGGCUAAGAAAUGGAGGAGGUUGUCAAUGAAAGGGAGAGAACCACAAAAUCUGGAAGGCCUUGAGAGACUGGUGAAACUGGACCUCCAGUGUUUCCCUCGCUCGGAACCACCUACUUGGCUGGUACCAAGAAAAAUGAAGAAACUCACGAAUUUGUCGAUUAGAGGUGGAAGACUGGGUUACCUAAAUCAUAAGGAUGGCCAGAAGUGGAAUGUGGACACCUUACGUUUGAAGUUUUUGGUGAACUUCAAGAUGAACUGGAAAGAAAUGCAGCAACGAUUUCCCAAUUUGAAAUAUUUGGAGAACCUUAGAUGCCCAAGAAUCACAUUCUGCCCAUGCGAUGCCAAUGGAGUAUGGCAAAAGUUCGUCCAAUCCAAAUAAACUUCAACCUUUGAGCAUUUGAAUUUACUUUGCAUUCUUGUUUCUUUGUUUCUAAUUCACCGGACAAGUUUGUGUUGUAUUUCAGUUUCACCUUCUUUUUUUCCUAGUUUGUUGUAUUUUCCUUUAUGGAAGAAAUGGUAAUUUUCUUUAUCCAACAAA